Messenger RNA from Phyllostomus discolor (pale spear-nosed bat), 1104 nucleotides. RefSeq names its product WAP four-disulfide core domain 5 (gene WFDC5). The transcript has 4 exons. Lineage: Eukaryota; Metazoa; Chordata; Mammalia; Chiroptera; Phyllostomidae. Bases 77 to 442 code for a protein of 121 amino acids. The record is from RefSeq and is a predicted model, not a curated record. Gene Ontology annotation, molecular function: peptidase inhibitor activity. Gene Ontology annotation, cellular component: extracellular region.
UCCAGCUUCCUUGGGGCCGCAGGUGUUCAUUUGGGGGCCCCUGGGCCCUGACCUCAUUACGUGCCGAAGCAGAAACAUGAGGGCCCAGAGCCUUCUCCUCCUGGCGGCCCUCCUGGGGAGCCAGCUGCCUGCCGCCUUGGGCAGGAGGAACAGAGAGAAACCUGGGGGGUGUCCGCCGGACGAUGGGCUGUGCCUCCGGUCGGUGCCUGACCAGUGCCUGGGGGACAGCCAGUGCUCCUCCAUGAUGAAGUGCUGCCGCAAAAACUGCUUCCGCCAGUGCGUCCGGAUGGUCUCGGUAAAGCAGGGCACCUGCCCCGAGGACCGACUGCAGUGCCUCAGCCCCAUCCAGCACCUGUGCCACCAGGACUCCGACUGCCGGGGCCUCAGCCGGUGCUGCCUGGGCGCCUGCGGCCGGGACUGCCGGAACCCCGUCAAAGGCUAAUUCUGGUUCAGGCCUGGUGGCUCUGAACCUCAGGACGGGGUCCCCCGCAGGAAGAGGUGGUGACAGGGGCCCUGGGACCUGCCACCCGGGCAGCACCACCUCUGCCGGCAGCAGUCCCAACCUUCUGAUAGACACUGACCUGCCGUGACUUCCCCUGCCGCCCGCCCGCCCCUGGCUUUUCCUCCUGGGAAUCACAGUCCAUGGCCAGACCUCAAACGACUCCCUGGUCCCACCGCCACCCGGGCUCCCCGUCCUUCCUAACACUCACCUUCACAUCUCUUUGUAUGUGUGUUUCUCCCACCUAAAAUGCCUGGUUCCGGUAGGCCCCUCUCUGUGGGGGCCUGACCCCCCACCUCAGGGAGCCCGGCCGCCCGAGUGCACGUUUCAGCAGUUUCCCAGACGUGUCUGUUCGCACGGUUCGCGAUUUCGCCUCGCCUGCAAGAUAGCAUCGUGCGGUCUCACGCACACAGCCUCUGCUCCUAUGUAUCCAAUGCUCUUCCUUUGGCAGACUCACUUUUGUAUAUAAACGUUUUCAAAAGAAAACCUCAAUGUCACUACUGUAAGCAGGAUACCCAGGAGCACUGGCCACAAAUAGAAUGUAAUUGCAAAAGCAAAUGCAAUGAAAAGAGUGAAGUUCCAUUAAAACCAUGUCUGAUUCAACA